GGGCACCCCCAAAGCGGGAAGAGUCCAGACAGAGCAGCUGGAGCCGCACUGCAGAGGGACCUCGGAGGAAGGACAUCAUCCCAGCCAUGGGACUCCACGAGAGACAGUCGCCACUGCUGAUGCCACUGCUGCUGGUGGUGACUCGUGUCCAGCCUGGGGCAGGUCUGGAGCGCAUCCACUAUGUCCCGCAGCUCUACAAUGCCACCCUGUUGGGAAGGCUCACACAGUCCACCUUCACACUGGAGCAGCCCCUGGGCCAGUUUGCGAAUGUCAACCUCUCUGACGCGGACCCCAUCUGGCUGGUGGUGGCUCACAGCAACUCCACCCAGAACUUUGCUGCCCCGCAGAAGGUGGAGGACAAGCUCGCCCCUGCCGGCUUUGAUCACAACGGCUACUACCUCACACUGAGGGCCAGCCGGGUACACUACCAGGGCCGCCAGGCUAGCAGCCAGCUCCGAGUCCUCCGUGUUGGCAACGAUACCAACUGCUCCAUGGAGUCCCAGGGCUGUAACUCUCCCCUGCCAGGUGCUGGCCCCUACAGAGUGAAGUUUCUGGUGGUGAAUUCCAAGGGACCUGUGGCAGAGACAGAGUGGUCCAAGGAAAUCUACCUGCAGCAAGCCCAGACGUUCCCAGGAGACCCAGGGUUCCGCAGCAAGGGUACUGUGUUCAUCAUUGCUUUCUUGCCAAUCCUGCUGGUUAUCUUCCUGGUCCUGGUCAUAUCUGUUUGCUGCUGGAGGAUGCCUAUGUCCCGCCCACAGGAGCAAGUUCCCAUGAGACGAUAUCACACCCACCACAUGGACAGCCCUCGAGCAGAGCGGAGUUCCUGAGAGGUUCCAAGGGUUUUCUGCAGGGGCCAAGUGGCUGAGCCUGAGCUGGGGCCUGCCUGGAACCUUCUGGAACCGUAGCGGGAAAAUGCUUUCAGCCCAAAACUUGGACUAGCCAGUCCCUGUCGGAAAUAAAUUUCCCUGAUAUCUUUGAA
Molecule: messenger RNA, 979 nt
Organism: Mesocricetus auratus (golden hamster)
Lineage: Eukaryota; Metazoa; Chordata; Mammalia; Rodentia; Cricetidae
Product: uroplakin-3b-like protein 1
Exons: 6
Coding region: 87-827 (246 amino acids)
Source: RefSeq, a predicted model, not a curated record